UAAACAUUAUUUAUUCUUAUACUAAUUUUGAAGUACUUAAGUUACAUUAAAAUGAAAGAUUACGAAUAAAAAUUCUUGUUUGGUUUAACGUUGCUAUGACGAUGCUUUUGUUCCAAACGUUUACCAAUACAAUAGCUCAUAUCUAGGGAAGCAUAUUUCUUAGUAGUUGCACUGACUUCUAAACUAUGUCGGAGGAACUUCAAAAAGCAGGACUUUAUAUAGACGAUAUAUAUCGGUUACGCGUGCAGGAUCCUCGCAUUGCUACUGAGACCAACGAGUUACGUGAAGAAUGUCUGGAAUAUGCAAACAAACUACAAGAGUUCAAAAAAUUGGCAGCAGACUUCCAUAAAAUAGUUUCUAAAAUAUCCAAGGAUGUGGAAAGAGAAAAGUUACGUGCAAUAGGCACACAAAAUAUUCUUAAGACCAUAGCACAACAACGCCAGGCGGAACAGCAAGUUUAUCAGAGCAAAAUACAUGAGAAGAACACCGAACUGGAUCGUUUGAAAAGCGAAUAUCAAUAUUUGCAGCGAAUCGAGGCCGAGCAACAGGAAACCAUCAACAAUUUUUUGCUUAAUCAAUAAACUGUACACGUACAAAUAGCAAG
Molecule: messenger RNA, 604 nt
Organism: Teleopsis dalmanni
Lineage: Eukaryota; Metazoa; Arthropoda; Insecta; Diptera; Diopsidae
Product: intraflagellar transport protein 20 homolog
Exons: 2
Coding region: 186-581 (131 amino acids)
Biological process (GO): centrosome localization; intraciliary transport; protein localization to cilium
Cellular component (GO): cilium; Golgi apparatus; intraciliary transport particle B
Source: RefSeq, a predicted model, not a curated record